GCCAUCUGAUCGCUGUUUCGCACCAACAUGCUCAAGCUGAUCAUCUGCGAACUCACUGACUUUCACGAACCGAACGAUCUGAUCCGUCCCGUACCUGCAUAGUUCCCCACUUGCUCGCUUUCGUAUCCGUGGCCUCUCACGUCAGCCCUACUAUCUCCAAUUCUGCAAGAUGGCAUUGAGGCGCCUAACAACCCUGUUUUCGAUUGCCUACGCAGCCAGUGCUCAGUCUACUGCACCAAGUGCUUGCUCGAGCACAAUUGCCCCACAGAAUGCGGCUCCUUCGGUGGCACCUGGUUUCCGUGUCGAGGUCGUCGCUAACAAUCUGACCCGUCCCCGGAGCAUUCAGUUCGAUUCGGAAGGUGCUUUAUUGGUGGUGGAGCAGACUCAGGGUGUCAGGAGAAUCAGACUUACUGGUAAUGGGAGUUGUGUGAGGCAAGAAGGGGGUAUCCAAAACGUGACUGACAAUACGAACCUGAAUCAUGGUCUGGCGCUUUCCGAAGAUAGUCGAACACUCUACGCCUCCUCAGCAAGUGCUGUCUAUGCCUGGGACUAUGAUGCUUCACAGGGUCAAACGACAUCUGACUCUCGCCAAGUCGUAGGCGACUUCGGUCCUACAGACGGACAUGUGACCAGGACGCUCCUUCUCAGUCAAAAUGCUCCUGGCAUGCUGCUGGUGAGUCGAGGAAGCGGACCGAAUGUCGACCUCCGUGCGCUCGACAGGUCAACAGCGAUCUCUACCAUCAAGGCCUUCAAUAUUACCAACGCCACUUCAGAGGGCUACAGUUAUAUCAGUAAUGGCCUUCUCCUUGGGUGGGGGCUGAGGAACAGUGUCGGUGUAGCCGAGGAGCCAGUGACUGGAGGUAUCUACUCGGUCGAGAACAGUGUCGACAACUUCCAACGAGGCACUGAGCUCAUCAGCGAGAAUAAUCCUGGAGAGGAGUUGAACUAUCAUGGAUAUCUGAACGGGACCCAAUAUGAGCAACAAGGCGGUAACUACGGCUAUCCAACAUGCUAUGCAGCCUGGAACCUGUCUGAGAUUCCAGACAAAGAAGGCAUCACUGUAGGUUCGCAAUUCGCUAUUGGUAGUCAGAACGACACUGUCAACGACAAAAAUUGCCGGGAUGCGCACAUCGCCCCCAGACUGGCUUUCCAAGCUCACAUGGCUCCCAUCGACAUCAAGUUCAACACCAACGGUACCGGCGCAUGGGUGUCAUUUCGCGGGUCAUGGAACCGCGAAGACCCCAUCGGCUACAAAGUCAGCUUCAUCCAGUUCGACGGCAACGGUUCACCAACCGCUGCAGCAAAUACCACGACCGCAACAGUCGACAUUGUUUCCAACCCGGAUCUCACCCAGUGCCCUAAUGGCUGCUUCCGUCCUGCAGGCCUGGCAUGGGACAACCAGGGCCGCUUGUUCUUCAGCAGUGAUGCGACCGGAGAGAUCUAUGUCAUCACCAGGGAAGAUGGCAGUGGUGUGAACAGCGUCAGCGAGGUGGGCUCGCAGACGAACGGCACUGGCACCUCGGGCGCGCCCUCACCAACUGGAAGUAGCAAUACCGCUGUCAUGAAGAGUCGGAAGGAUGCAAGUUUUUGGGUGGUGGGUGCAGCGGUGGUUGUAUUAGUACUUUAAGUGUGAUUCGCCGCAUUAAGAACACACGGUUGCUCUAUAGAUGAUCGAUAUGUAGGUGC
Messenger RNA from Macroventuria anomochaeta, 1686 nucleotides. RefSeq names its product soluble quino protein glucose dehydrogenase. The transcript is spliced from 3 exons. Bases 170 to 1627 code for a protein of 485 amino acids. The record is from RefSeq and is a predicted model, not a curated record. Lineage: Eukaryota; Fungi; Ascomycota; Dothideomycetes; Pleosporales; Didymellaceae.